GUCAACUCGCUCUCGCUCGGCUCGGCCUUCCCCGGCCCUCCCGCGCCGCUCGAGAUGGCCGCUGCGGUGCGGCCGGGCGCGGAGCCGUGGAACCGCGUGAGGAUCCCCCAGGCGGGGAACUGCAGCACGCUGACCGUGCGGGACCCCAGCGCCACCCUGGAUGCCUGCACUGCAGCUGUCAUUAAAGGGUGCCACCUCGUCACACAGUCACUCAAGAGCCAGACCUUGGAUGCGGAAGUCGAUGUGUUAUGCUCCGUUCUCUACAGCAAUCACAACAGGCUGGGCCACCACAAGCCCCAUUUGGCCCUCAGACAGGUAGAACAGUGCUUAAAGCGUUUGAAACAUAUGAAUUUGGAGGGCUCAAUCGAAGACCUGUCACAGUUGUUGUCUGCCAAUGCAACUCAGCCUGGAGCUACAGAAAACCGCGUCGUCCCCAGCCAGCCAGUGGUGGAGGUGGUGCUGAUGAAGGUUUUGGGAGGCUGCAAGUUGUUACUGCGCUUGCUGGACUGCUGCUGCAAGGCAUUUCUGUUGACUGUGAAGCACUUAGGGCUAAAGGAAUUCAUUAUUUUGAACCUUGUGAUGGUUGGGCUGGUGAGCAGGUUAUGGGUUCUCCAUAAAGGACUUUUGAGAAGGCUCAUUUCCUUAUAUGAGCCAUUACUCAGAUUGCAUCAGGAGAUCUCCAGCAUUCAUCCCAUGCCUUACUUCAAAGAUUUUGCCUUUCCCUCGGACAUCACUGACUUUCUAGGCCCCUCUUACCUUGAAGUCUUCAAGGGAAAAACACCUGCAGCUUCUGCUACUAAAGGAGUAACAAAGUUGCUAAAUAAACUGUUUUUAAUGAGAGAGCAACUACCAAAGAUGAAUGAAGACACCUUAGAUAGACUUUCCAAACCAUCUGAACAAAUGACAAGCAAUCUACAGAGCACUGUGGACCUGGGCCAGCCAGUGAAAGCCUAUAAGAGGACCAGAAAAGAAAAGCCAUUGGGAUUUGACCUGCGGGCUUUUUGCACAAGACGUGGAAACAAAGCGACUCAGGAGACCAACCGCCAGGAGACCAACUGCGAGUUUAAAUAUUCUCAAUCCAAACUGAAGACAACCAAACUUCCCUCUCAGAAACUGAGAACUCACUGGGCUAACAAUACUGUGCAAAGAAUCCGAAAGACCAAGACGUUCACCCAACUUUCUGAAGAAAUUGAAAUGGCAAUUGUGUGGUCCCGGAGCAAAAAGCUCAAGAUUCAGGCCACCUAUCUGGGCAACAAACUUCUUAAGAGUAAUAGGUUCAGACAUGUGGAAUCUCAAGGCUAUAGUUUGACAAAGAAGCUACAGUGCAUGAAAACAUCUCUCUGCAACUGCCUUCUCCGAGGCUCUCGUACCAGCACUUCAAAGCAUCCUCCCAGACAAAGAAGAUCAGAGUAUAAAGUUUUAUCAAGACAAAGGAAACCGCAGAGAAAGUUACAGUCAACUCUUUUAAAGGAAACCCAGCAGGUCCCUGAAGGGACUCUGAAGAACACUAGGGACAGCAGUGCUAAGAGGAGAUGCUCUGGGACAGUUCAGAGGUCAGAUGUCUGUCCUAAUGGAAAGCAGGUCUUGAGAAAACUUGCAAAGCCUGACCUAAAGACAAAGAUGGUGGUCCAUGGGAACCUUCCAGGGGGCAGUAGAAAUGAAUCUGGCUUUCAGGCGAAGAGACAGAUGCACACACACAAUGCGCCAGACACUGCUAAAGAAGCAGAUGACAUUGAUGAUAUUUUUGCUUUGAUGGGAGUUUAGAUGUAGUGAUGUGAAACUUCUGAGCAGGUAACAAGCUGGUCCAGUGUUCUGCUCCUUUAAGGGGUGUUGCUAAGCUCUGGAAACACUGCUUAGGCUGAGAGCUGCUUCUGUGCAGUUUCCCACCGGAGUGCAUUCAGGUCAAUAAACAUUCACAGCAGCCUUGUGUAAGCUAAUCAGAUGGUGUUUGGCUUAGACUGUGCAAGGUGUUAACUAUGAUGAACAGUCUGAGGAACACAUCCUUCAUGACUGAAACAAGUCAGUUUCUGAAUUAGAUGAUUUUAUGAUCUACUGUUGAGUUAAAAUCUGAGUAAUUUUAUAAGAUCUUAUAUCUGAAGGUAAACAGAACAAGGCUGGAGUAGCAAAGCACCAUGAAGGGUCACCUGGCCUCACUGACCUCACUCCCUUUUAAAGUUUUAUACUUUGUGUGAGGGUGUGUACGUAUAUGUGGAUAUCAGAGGGUAACCUGUGAGAGUUGGUUCUGUCCUCGCCUAUGGGUCCCAGGAGUGGUGUCCUAGUUAGGGUUUUACUGCUGUGAACAGACACCAUGACAAGGCAACUCUUAUAAGGACAACAU
Messenger RNA from Mus caroli (Ryukyu mouse), 2338 nucleotides. It is a transcript of the gene Rmp64, whose product is annotated as ribonuclease MRP subunit p64. The record is from RefSeq and is a predicted model, not a curated record. Lineage: Eukaryota; Metazoa; Chordata; Mammalia; Rodentia; Muridae. Gene Ontology annotation, biological process: positive regulation of Notch signaling pathway. Gene Ontology annotation, cellular component: nucleus.